Messenger RNA from Elgaria multicarinata webbii, 2584 nucleotides. RefSeq names its product protein interacting with cyclin A1 (gene PROCA1). Gene Ontology annotation, molecular function: A2-type glycerophospholipase activity. The transcript is spliced from 4 exons. Lineage: Eukaryota; Metazoa; Chordata; Lepidosauria; Squamata; Anguidae. Gene Ontology annotation, biological process: arachidonate secretion; phospholipid metabolic process. The coding region runs from base 1 to 1344 and encodes 447 amino acids. The record is from RefSeq and is a predicted model, not a curated record.
AUGCCGCCCUGGACAGCACUGCCGUGGCUCUCGCUCCUGCUCCUCUUGUCCCCGGUGGCGGCGGCGGCUGGAGCCGGGCGAGCCCCCUGCGUGCUCCGCAGCCCCCUGGCCGGCGGGCAGCUGGGCAUCCAGGCCUCCGACGGGCAGGAGCUGCUCAGCGCCGCUUGGGACCCCCGGACGCCCGCCGGCCUGAGCGACUGCAGGGUGUCGGCGGAGCCGCGGGACGUGGCUGCUUUCCUGGGCCGCUGCGGAGCCGUCGGUGGGCAGGGGCCGGGGCCGGGGCCGGGGCCGCCAGCCUUCCCCGGCUUGGCGGAGGCCAAAGCCGCCUGCUCGGGGGGCCCUCCGCCCCGGCAGCGGAGCAAGCGAGGGUUCACCUACCCGGGCACCCUCUGGUGUGGAGCCGGAGACAUCGCCGAGAGCUACGACACCCUGGGAGAGCACCAGGAGACGGACCGCUGCUGCCGGGCUCACGACCACUGCCAGCACGUCAUCCACCCCUUCACCUACAAGUAUGGCUACCGCAACUUCCGCUUCCACACCAUCAGCCACUGCGACUGCGACAACCGGUUAAAAGCUUGCUUGAGGGCCGUAAACGACACGGCCUCCCGGGUGGUCGGCCAGGCUUUUUUCAACGUCAUCCAGGUACCGUGCUUCAAGUUUACCUACAAGGAGCAAUGCAUCGAGCCGUAUCUCUACGUCUGGUGCAAGAACUACAGCACCGUGGCUGUGGCCGUCGUCCAGGAGCCCGUGCUGUAUGACUACGGAGGAGAACUAAUAGAUGGGCUAGCGACACGCCUGCCACCUGCCGGGACAUUCCCCCCUGCUCCUCCUGCUCGGAAGCCAGGCCAAGCAAUGGCGACCACCACGGCCGCACCACCGGCCAGGCCCAGCCGUCGGCCGAAGAAGCACCGAAAAGGCAAAGCAAAGGGGAAGGAGAGGAAGGGGGAGAGGAAAGGCCUGACGAAAAAGCAGCAGCAGCAGAAAGCAGGGACCAAAGCGGAUGAUUUGGCCUUCGCUUUUGGAGAGGAACGCGGCAUCUCCCGCAAGCGGCUGGCUGCCGCACAGGAACUGGGGAAAGUGGACUUCCACGAUCCGGCCCAGCUACCGGACGCGGGAGAAGAGGAUCCGUUCAAUGCUAUACUCAGCGAUGAUCCUGAGGGGGGAGGAGGGGGUGGCGGCGACCUGAGAGGCGGUGAAGGCAGGGCUCAGGCAGAGCGCAAGGAACCAGCGCCCCUGAAAGCCACCUCUGGGCCUUCCUCUGUACAUCCUCAGAGGAGGAAAGGCAAGCGCAGAAGGCGUCUCCAGGAGAAAGAGGGGAGGCGGCAGCAUUCUGCGGCCAGCUGAGACUUGAGGGGCUGCGAUCCGCUGUUGGGGUGCCCAUCUGUGUAACAAACGAGCGAAGCCCGCCAAGCCCAAAGAUGUUCUGAGCCAUCCCCUUUCUACCACCAGUCCGAGCAAGGCCUGCGAUUAUAUAUAUUCUCAAGGAAUUGUCUAGGACAAUCUUCCAGCACCCGGGGCCCUCCCCGUGGGCCGGAGUGCGAUUCCCAUAGUCCGCCAUCCAUGGCUGGCUGGGGGAUGAUGGGAGCUGCACUCCGACUCACGGGGAGGGCCCUGGGUGCCAGGAGGCUGUCCUAGAAGGCUGAUGGGUUGAUGCCGCAGCACCAAUCCUGCCUGGACGGCUCACCCAAUGCCAAGCAGGGCGUGGCGUCAAGCACUCCGCACCUUCUCCCCGGGGAUGGGUAGGCCUCCGCUUUGAGUCAAUACAGUUUUGAUGCAUGAUGCAAACUUACUCAGGAGUAGGAAAGCUCCCGGUUCGAUCCCGGCGUCUUAAAUGAAAGGAUUUCAGACGGCAAGGUGUGGGAAAGGCUCCUCUCUUUCUAAGAGCCCUGGGAAAUCUCCACCCGCGUGAGGAGACAAUGAUUGGGUUAGAGGAACCAUUGUUUGGGUGCGGGAUAAGAUGGCGAACGAUGCUUCCAUUUCAAAUCAGAUAUCGCGUUAGAAUCAUGAGGACUGGAAACCUUAUCUUAUUUUUUAAAAGGACCACUGCUCAGUUGGCAAAGUCAACUGUCCUCCAUGCAGAAGGUCUAAGGGUCGACCCCAUAAUCCACUUAAAUCUGGGUUUUCGCUUGGCAUUUUUGAAAGAAGCAGAGGCAGCUUCUUUUUAGUAACAGCUGUGGUCCGGUCCCUACUGCUGCUUUCUUUAAUGCUCAACCUGUUCAAAGGCUCAGUAUGCGAUGCCAUGUUACCUGGUGUGGUGGGGAAGAUACUGGCUGCCUUUGCUCACCCACUGUCCCUUAGAGUGGCACCAUGCAAGGCUGACCUAGCUGCUCAGCACUCUGGCCCUGCUUUUCUCCAUACGGGGUGGCUGGGAUCCUAGACAGGAGGGCAAGGCCGCGCCUCAGAGAGGGGAUUCUGCCAGCAGCAGUAACCAUCCAAACGCCUGCACUGUGUCCCCGCACAACCCCAGCCAUUCCUGGUUCUUACGGCUCAGCGUUUCGGCUUCCUUCCCCCCAGCGAUAAUGUAAGCUUGAGACCUGCUGCUGGCUAUUUUGAGAUUUUAAAAAUAAAUAUCCUGAGAAAUUCA